AUUGUCGUUUUUGUCGAUAACGGUCAUUGCGUAGGCAGAGGGUUAAAAUACGAAGCGAUUUAUGUUAAAAUUUCAGUUGGUGUGAAACAUUCAUUUGAAUAAGUGAAAACAUGAAGUUUAUUUUGCUUUAUGUUCUGUGUGCUUUUGGUAUUUUUUACGCUGUUGGCGAUCCAAUCACAGACUUCAAAACUUUAUUAGAUGAAUCAGCUAAUGAAAUUGCUAACAAUGAACAUGACUUUUUUAAUUCAAUCAUCGUUCUUGUGAGUAAUGUAAAAGACACUUCAACGGAAGCACUGGGUCAAUCAUGGAAAGCUACACAAACUUUUACAGCCAUUUCAAAUGAAAAAGCAGAUACAAAAGAGAAAAAGGAUUGUAUCGCAUCUGAAAAGGAGAAAUUAUUGAAAAUAAUCAAUACAGUUGCAUUUACUCUUGAUACUUGUCGAGAAAAAUCAUCAGCAGCCGCACAACCAGUUAGGACGAAAAUUCAGGAUAUUCAUAAAGAAACUAUGUCUAUGGGAAAUGAGUUGGAUACGAUUAGAUCGUCCUGCUCUCAAGAUCCUGAAAAGUCAGAGGAUUGCAUUUCUUAUAAAUUAAAUGAUCUUCGAGUCUCUCUUAAAAAUAUUUUCGAAAAAUUCCAAACCUAUGUUAUUGAAGCUGGUACAAUAGAACCCCAAAUAUUGAGUAUUGCCAUGAAUUGCAAUGCCAAAAUAUUGAAGGAAGUUCACGAAGAAGUAACAAAUAUCCAGAAGAAUGUCCAAAAAUGUAUAUAGAUUUUUAGUUCUUCAGUUUAGAAAGAAAAUUAUUUUGUAGGGAAGAGGUACGCAUGUUGAGACACUAACAAUAAGAUAUUAUAACCUAUGUAACUGAUAAUACCAAAUAGUUUGUUGGCAUUUUGUCUUAUCAUGAAUACCAAACUUUUUAUUCAAUAGAAGCGCGAUAACUCCUGUUUUUUUGCUAUAACAUAGAACGAACUAUAACAUAGAUGUAAACGUAUGGUUAAUGUAUGGUUAACGCGUGGUCUGCACGUUGAGACGCUUACGGUGUGAAAAUCGUAUUGUCAUUAAAAUUGAUUUUGAAUCCACAA
This is a messenger RNA of Leptopilina heterotoma, 1084 nucleotides long. RefSeq lists its product as uncharacterized. Lineage: Eukaryota; Metazoa; Arthropoda; Insecta; Hymenoptera; Figitidae. Bases 111 to 770 code for a protein of 219 amino acids. The transcript is spliced from 4 exons. The record is from RefSeq and is a predicted model, not a curated record.